AUGGACGACAUUACACUGACCAUGGAAGGUCCAGAAGUGGGAGACGUCGGCCCCAAAGACAACGACAUCAGAAAGAUCCUGUCACAGCUGAACCAGGAGCUGCAGGAGAUGGAAGAGAUGUUUGAGGACAACAUCAUUCACAGACAGACGGACCUCCAACCACCCACCUGGUCCAGCAGCGAGGUCCAGACUCAGGCCUGGUCCAGCAGCGAGGUCCAGACUCAGGCCUGGUCAAGCCGCGAGGUCCAGACACAGACUCAGGCCUUGUCCACCUAUGAGGUCCAGACACAGACUCAGGCCUGGUCCACCUGUGAGGUCCAGACUCAGACUCAGGCCUGGUACACCUGUGAGGUCCAGACUCAGACUCAGAAAGUGGACCUGCCACAUUCCGAAAACUGGUAUGAGGAAUAUGAGAUUGCGGUGAGGUGUAUGCAAGUCAGAGAGGCCAAGUUUAACGCAGAGUUGGAGCUAGCAAGAGAAAAGUUAGCAAAGAAGGAGAAAGAGAAUCAGGAGGUUUGUGAGAAACUGAUGCAGCUGCAAACUUUGAACCUCAGUCUGGAGAAAGAUCUGGAACAAGCCAACGACAACUCACGUCAACACGAGUCUGAACGUCAGGAGGCUUGUGAGAAGUUGAAAGUGCUGCAACUCUCACACGAGAAAGAGCUUCAAGAAAACUUUGAGGAGCUCAGGGUUUUAAAGCAGUCUUUAGAAGAGCGGGACUCAGUUGGAAAAAGUUCAGCGAAACAGAUCAGUGAGAAUGAGAAUCAAAGCCAGAAGAUCGAGACGCUGGAACGCCAACUUCAGGAGUUCGAAGAGUUGAGAGAGGAGUUGUCUUGGUCUGUUCGGCAGAAUCAAAAUCUAGAGAAAGAGCUGCAACUUUUACAGAUGAAUGUGGAAACGCAGUGUGAAGCCCAGGGUUCAGUUGGCACAAAAACACAGAGUUCAGCUCAGAAGAAGAUGGAGAUGCUUGAACGCCAGCUGAAGGAGUUCAAGGACGUGAAAGAGGAGUAUAUUUGGUGUGUGGAGCAGAAUAUGAGUCUGGAGAAAGAUCUGGAACAAGCCAAAGAAACCUCACGGAAACAUGAGGCCGAACAUAAGGAGGCUUGUGAGAAAUUGAUGGAACUAAAGCUGUCACAGACGAAAGCGUUCGACGAUCACCUCGAGGAGUUGAGCGUUUUCAAGGAGGGAACAGGUGGAAGCUCGCAGACGUUUGGAGCAACAAGUAAGCGAGGUCGCACCCCAGGAGAAGCCGUCGGUGUGUGA
This is a messenger RNA of Knipowitschia caucasica, 1263 nucleotides long. NCBI's taxonomy places the organism in Eukaryota, Metazoa, Chordata, Actinopteri, Gobiiformes, Gobiidae. The record is from the annotation of a GenBank genome assembly.